GUGUACGACUUAGAGAUGAGGGUACAAAGAAGAUCCGUCGACCUUAAAACACUCAAACAACCCCCAACAACGAAAUAAAAUGCACCCAAAACCCUAGCUUUCAUUUUUGUGUUUUCCUUUCAUCACUCGCGGCGCCUCCACCAGAACACAAAGCUUCAGCCAUGGGUAUUGAUUUGAAAGCAGGAGGUAAGAGCAAGAAGACCCAUCGGACAGCCCCCAAGUCCGAUGAUAUCUAUCUCAAGCUCCUCGUCAAGCUUUACCGAUUUCUGGUAAGGAGGACCGGGAGCAAGUUCAAUGCUGUGAUUUUGAAGCGCCUCUUCAUGAGCAAGGUCAACAAGCCUCCACUUUCGCUCUCCAGGCUUCUUAACUUCAUGAAAGGAAAGGAGGAUAAGAUUGCAGUUGUUGUGGGGACUGUGACUGAUGACAUUAGGGUGUAUGACGUUCCGGCCUUGAAGGUUACUGCCCUUAGGUUUACUGAGAGGGCUAGGGCUAGGAUUGAGAAUGCUGGUGGAGAGUGCUUGACUUUUGACCAGCUCGCUCUGAGGGCUCCAUUGGGACAGAACACGGUUCUCCUUAGAGGACCAAAGAAUGCCCGUGAAGCAGUUAAGCACUUCGGUCCAGCUCCUGGUGUUCCACACAGCCACACCAAGCCAUAUGUCCGGUCAAAGGGAAGGAAGUUUGAGAGGGCUAGAGGAAGGAGGAACAGCAGAGGAUUCAGGGUUUAAGAUGAUUCUAGUGUUUCUAGUGUUUAAUUGUGAGGAUUGUGUUGUUUUUGACUAUUGCAAACCAAAUUUUUGCUAGACUUUAGGUUUCUUUCUCAUGUGUCUACUUAUAUCUGAUGAAUUGUUUGGAAAUCACUUUCUCUUUUAUAACAAAGCUCUGUCUGGUUAAAUUGAAUCUUU
This is a messenger RNA of Rubroshorea leprosula, 902 nucleotides long. NCBI's taxonomy places the organism in Eukaryota, Viridiplantae, Streptophyta, Magnoliopsida, Malvales, Dipterocarpaceae. The record is from the annotation of a GenBank genome assembly.